Molecule: messenger RNA, 2834 nt
Organism: Lontra canadensis (Northern American river otter)
Lineage: Eukaryota; Metazoa; Chordata; Mammalia; Carnivora; Mustelidae
Gene: IWS1
Product: interacts with SUPT6H, CTD assembly factor 1
Exons: 14
Coding region: 121-2595 (824 amino acids)
Biological process (GO): poly(A)+ mRNA export from nucleus
Cellular component (GO): nucleus
Source: RefSeq, a predicted model, not a curated record
CCCUCUAGUCGAGCGGGAGCCCCUGAGCAUCGGGCCGCGCCAUCGGGGGUCACAUCGCCAGGAAGGUGGUGACGGGGGCGGCGCGGGGCGCGGACACUCCCCGCCGAGAGCCCGCCUGCCAUGGAUUCGGAAUAUUUCAGCGGCGACCAGUCAGGUGGGGCAGCAGAUGAUGGUGGCGCUACCCCAGUACAGGAUGAACGGGAUUCAGGGUCAGACGUUGAGGAUGAUGUAAAUGAGCAACACUCUGGAUCAGACACUGGAAGUGUAGAACGUCAUUCAGAGAAUGAACCUAGUGAUCGAGAGGAUGGCCUCAACAAAAGACACCAUGUGACAGAUUCUGAGAAUGAUGACCCCUCAAAUCUUAAUGCCAGUGACUCUGAGAGUGAGGAGCUUCAAAGGCAAAAGGACAGUGACUCUGAAUCUGAAGAACACGCAGAGCCUCCUGCAAGUGAUUCUGAAAAUGAGGACACUAAUCAGCAUGGGAGCGACUCUGAGAGUGAGGAGACCAGGAAGUUACCUGUCAGUGACUCUGAAAAUGAGGAACUUCUUAACGGGCAUGCAAGUGACUCAGAAAAUGAAGAAGUUAGGAAGCAUCCUGCCAGUGAUUCAGAAAUGGAAGAGCUCCCCAAAAGUCCUGCCAGUGACUCUGAAACAGAGGAUGCUUUAAAACCUCAAAUCAGUGACUCUGAAAGUGAGGAACCUCCACAGCACCAAGCCAGUGAUUCUGAAAACGAGGAGCUUCCCAAACCUCGAAUUAGUGAUUCCGAAAGUGAGGAGCUUCCUAAGCCUCGGGUCAGUGACUCUGAAAGUGAGGAGCCUCAGAGGAUUCAGGCCAGUGACUCAGAAAAUGAGGAGCUUCCCAAGCCCCGUAUCAGUGACUCAGAAAGUGAGGACCCACCAAGGCAUCAAGCCAGUGACUCAGAAAAUGAGGAGCUUCCCAAACCUCGGAUUAGCGAUUCGGAAAGUGAGGACCCCCCAAGGAACCAGGCCAGUGAUUCAGAAAAUGAGCUUCCCAAGCCCCGAGUCAGUGACUCUGAGAGUGAGGAGCCUCAGAAGGGACCUGCCAGUGAUUCUGAAACUGAGGAUGCCUCCAGACACAAACAGAAGCCAGAGUCAGAUGAUGAUAGUGAUGGGGAGAAUAAGAGAGAGGAUACAGAAAUGCAGAAUGACUCCUUUCAUUCAGAUAGCCAUGUAGAUAGAAAAAGGAUCCAGAGUUCUGACAGCGAGGAGGAAGAACCCAAAAGGCCAAAAAUUGACAGUGAUGAAGAUGAAGAAAAAGUCAGGGAGGAGGAGAAAGUAGCGAAGCGAAAAGCUGCUGUGCUUUCUGAUAGUGAAGAUGAAGAGAAAGCAUCAGCAAAGAAGAGUCGUGUUGUCUCUGAUGCAGAUGACUCUGACAGUGAUGUUAUAUCAGACAAAUCAGGCAAAAGAGAGAAGACUCUAGCAUCUGACAGUGAAGAAGAAGUAGGGAAAGAAGAGUUGUCUGAUAAGAAAAAUGAAGAGAAGGAUCUGUUUGGGAGUGAUAGUGAGUCUGGGAAUGAAGAAGAAAAUCUUAUUGCAGACAUAUUUGGAGAAUCUGGCGAUGAAGAGGAAGAAGAAUUUACAGGUUUUAACCAAGAAGAUUUGGAGGAAGAAAAAAGUGAAACACAGGUAAAAGAAGCAGAAGAUUCAGAUUCUGAUGAUAACAUAAAGAGAGGAAAACAUAUGGACUUUCUAUCGGAUUUCGAGAUGAUGUUGCAGCGGAAAAAGAGCAUGAGCGGCAAGCGCAGGCGUAACCGAGAUGGUGGUACUUUUAUUAGUGACGCUGACGAUGUAGUGAGUGCUAUGAUUGUCAAGAUGAAUGAGGCUGCGGAGGAAGACAGACAGUUGAACAAUCAAAAAAAGCCAGCACUGAAAAAAUUAACAUUAUUACCUACUGUGGUCAUGCACCUUAAGAAGCAGGACCUUAAAGAAACAUUUAUUGACAGUGGUGUGAUGUCUGCCAUCAAAGAAUGGCUCUCCCCUCUACCAGAUAGGAGUUUGCCAGCAUUGAAAAUUCGAGAGGAGCUAUUGAAGAUUCUGCAAGAGCUACCUAGUGUGAGCCAGGAGACCCUGAAGCAUAGUGGGAUUGGACGAGCAGUGAUGUAUCUCUAUAAACACCCCAAGGAAUCAAGGUCCAACAAGGAUAUGGCAGGGAAAUUAAUCAAUGAAUGGUCUCGGCCUAUAUUUGGUCUUACCUCAAACUACAAAGGUAUGACAAGAGAAGAAAGAGAGCAGAGAGAUCUAGAACAAAUGCCUCAACGACGGAGAAUGAACAGCACUGGUGGUCAGACACCCCGAAGAGACCUGGAAAAGGUGCUGACAGGAGAAGAAAAGGCCCUCAGACCUGGAGAUCCUGGAUUCUGUGCCCGAGCAAGGGUCCCCAUGCCCUCAAACAAGGACUACGUUGUCAGACCUAAGUGGAAUGUGGAAAUGGAGUCAUCCAGGUUUCAGGGGACCUCCAAGAAGGGUAUCAGUCGACUGGAUAAGCAGAUGAGAAAGUUCACAGAUAUCAGAAAAAAAAGCAGAUCUGCACACGCAGUGAAAAUCAGCAUCGAGGGCAAUAAAAUGCCAUUGUGACCUUGCCUGGGAUGUGUCCCCAUCUCUAAGAAAUGCGCAAUGGACUCUUUGGUGAAAGAAGAUGAUAUUUUAAAAAAUUUUUUAGUGUAUCUGUAAAUGGUUCUGCUUGUAUCAGAUGUUGUCAUAGGACUCGCAUUUCUCUCACUUGUAUUUAAAACUGUUUGUUGUGUACUUUGUACAGAAGAAUACUAGUCAUACUUCUAUAAACUUUACACAAUAAAGUUCCAUUCUGGUUUUGG